AUGGCAGCUAAUGGCAAGAAGGCUCAAAAGAAAGCAACUGAUAUGAAAUCUGAUGCAGCUGAAAAGAAGUCUGACGUUUCUGAAAAGAAGCCUGACGCAGCUGAAAAGAAGGUGGCAGCUUCGUCCUCGAGCUCUGAUUCCGAAGAUACUCACGAGGAUAAAAAGGGUGAUGCCUUCGAUUAUGGCUCUAGCAAACAAUCCCGUGGUGAAAAGAAGGCUCGCAAGGCUAUGGCAAAGUUGAAUUUGAAGCUUGUGCCUGGUAUUUGUCGUGUUACUAUUCGCAAAGCCAAGGCAAUCAUGUUUGUCAUCAGCAACGCCGAAGUCUAUAAGGCCCCAAAUAUUGAUACCUACAUUAUCUUUGGUGAAGCAAAAAUCGAGGAUAUGUCAACACAAGCACAGGCUGCUGCCGUUGAAAAGCUAAGAUCUCAGACUCUUGCUAACGCUGCUAAGGAAAAUAAGCCAGCCAAGGAAGGUGACUCAGUUGCUAAGACAGCCAUCGCUGAACUUGAAGAUGACGAAGAAAUCAUUGGUGACCCAUCUGGGAUUGAGGAUAAAGACGUUGAGCUUAUUAUGACUCAAGCAAAUGUUUCCCGAGCCAAAGCAAUAAAUGCUUUGCUAAAGAAUGACAAAGAUAUUGUCAACGCGAUUAUGGUAAGAUGUAUAAUUCAAUGUAAUCAUUUCUCUCUAGUCUCUCUCAAGCUAAUGUGCAUUCGCUUCGGAUGGAUUUCAAGAAGUAUAAUAAAAGUCGUUUGUAUACUUGAAAUAAUUUCUUUCUUCCUUGGGCUAAAUUGGUUUCGAAAUCGUUACCUUGGAGGUUGCUUGUUGAAUUGA
This is a messenger RNA of Rodentolepis nana, 831 nucleotides long. The record is from the annotation of a GenBank genome assembly. NCBI's taxonomy places the organism in Eukaryota, Metazoa, Platyhelminthes, Cestoda, Cyclophyllidea, Hymenolepididae.